Messenger RNA from Microplitis demolitor, 4830 nucleotides. Its product is annotated as LIM/homeobox protein Lhx3. The transcript has 5 exons. The record is from RefSeq and is a predicted model, not a curated record. NCBI's taxonomy places the organism in Eukaryota, Metazoa, Arthropoda, Insecta, Hymenoptera, Braconidae. Bases 1055 to 1972 code for a protein of 305 amino acids.
UACCGAGCACAUCCGAAGUCUAAGCUAUAUCCACCACGCAAUUCGCGUCUCGCGUGUUUUUAUCUCUUAUCUGGAAAAAGUUUCAUUUUGUGAUUUAUUUUGUAGUUUUUCAAAUUUACUCGCAGUCACAAUCUCUGUCGAUCCUAAUAGUAAAAGCAACACCUUCAGCGAAUUAUUGUGUAGACUAUUGAUAAAAAUUUAAUUCGAUUGGAAGAAAACCGACAAACAAUAAUCGCGAUACUAUUAAUGGGAGUUAAUUGCACGAAUGUGUGAGUAUCGAAUAAAUGUGAUAGGUGAUACGAAAGUUUUAUCACAAAGAUCAGAAUAAGUAGUAACAUUUUUAGUGUCUGAUCACCGACGGACGAAUCUACUUGCGAUUAAGUAGUUACGCACAUCACCCCAUCGUACAAACGUCAGUGUAAUUAAUAUCAAUUUAUAUAUGUAGGUAUCGCAAUCGUAUUUAAUUAAUGCUUAUUGUCGUAAUGGAUAAUCGAUUCGAGUGAUGAAAAAAACAAAAUAAUAAAUAUUAAUGUCAUCAAAAGCAAUUAGCCUGUUUUUGUGAGCGACAUUAAUUAAAACUCGGAGGAAAAAUAAUUUGACGACGCGAUUUGUGUAAUUGUUUUUUAAUUAAAAAAAUAAUAAUUGUUCUAAAUUAUCAUUAGUAAUUUAUCUUAACUAGUGGCGCAGAGUGAUCUGUCGUGAUAAAAAAAAAAUUAAUUAGUAGAGUAAGCUGGUAUGUGCCAGUAAGUGAAAAAAAUAAUUGUGGAAUCCUAAACAGACGGUUAGGUUGUGCCAGUGAUAUAUUAAUUGAUCAUUGAAACAUUGUGAAUUAUUUUAUUUUAUUUUUCAUGCAAUAGAUAACAGCCUACGCAUGUUGUGCGUCAAGAUAAAAAUAGAAAUAAAGAAGAAGAAGCGGUCAUUUACGUGAAAGUAGAGGUUAAAUACAGGAGAGCAAUCGUGAUCUAGUGAAUAAAUUUAUUUGUGACGGAAAGUCGGUGGGCUUUAAGGCCCACCCAUCUAAUUGGUCAAGCUGGCGAGCGCUUUGACCGCUGGUAUGAACCCCCACCACCCGGGCCACUCAGCAGCAUACCCUCAUCACCCCUCGCUGUCGAGUAGUCCGCACCACCCUGGUGCCGGAGGACCUCAUCACGGAGGAUACGGCACUCCUGGCAGCGGCAAUAGCGGCGGUGGAGCCGGUGGUGCCAGCAGCGGUGCAGGAAGUAAUAGUACCUCGACGCCGGAUCUGCCCAGUCCCCACUCACCUCUAAGUCAUUCAGGCCAAGGUGACCCCGGUACACCCUAUGGUUCCAUGUCAGGCACACCGGGCAUGGGCAGCAAUGGCCAUCUUCACGGUGGCGGGGGUAUGAUGGGUGACAAUCCUCAUCACUCUGUACACACACAUCCUCACUUGCCCGGACAUCCUGCGUAUCCUCCUGUCAACCAUAAUAACAACAAUUGCACCUUAAAGCAAGAAGGACCUCCAGGCGCAACGAAUAUGCAAUUCUGCGCGGGCUGUAACGGCAGGAUAGUAGAAAGAUUUUUACUCCACGCGAUGGAUCGUUAUUGGCACAACAGUUGUCUCAAGUGUAAUUGUUGCCACCUACCUCUGAUAGAUUUGGGCGCAUCCUGUUAUCUCAAAAACAACAUGAUCCUCUGCAAGACCGACUACAUGAGGUUAUAUUGCUCAGGCGCGUGUCAAUCUUGUGGAAGCCCUAUACCAGGAAAUGAAUUAGUAAUGAGAGCGGGUGGCUUAGUAUUUCAUCAAAAAUGUUUCACAUGCAGUAAAUGUGGUAUCCAACUGGUUGCCGGUGACAAAUAUUGUUUAUUGUCCGGCGCGCCAAUUUGCGAAGCAGACUGGCACAAGGUGGUGAAAUCAUCAAACGUUUCGGCAGCGGCAGCAGCUGUUACGGGUAACGGAGGAACUACAGUAAGGAAGGCCAAGGUCGGCCGACCGAGACGAAGCCGCGAAUGAGGCGGCAACCCGGUUGGUCGCCCGAAGAAGGUUCAGCCAAUGACACCAUUGGCCGCGUCCCCAGUCGCUCAGUCCCCGUCAUCUUCGGUCCAGGCUACCUCGGUCCAGGCAUCACCGUCCGGGCUCGUGCACCAGCCUAAUCCCGUCGUUGACGUAGUAGACGUGGGUGUCGGGGGUGAUCCUUAUUCGCCGCCACCACCGGGUCAUCAGCAUCAACACUACCAUCAUCAUCACCAUCACCAGCCGCCGCCACAGAUGGGAAUAGGUCUUCUGGGACUGGCCCACCAUCAUCAGCCGCCGCUUCACCAUCACCUACAGCAUCAGCAGCCUUCUUACCAAGAGUGGGUGCACUGGGGUGAGCCUUGUGACUGAAUUCCUUUUAAUUUACUUUACUCAGUGGUUACUUAGCUCUCAGUGUCUGAGUGAGUGAAUAAUAACUUUAUAAUUAAAUAGAUAAAAAUAAAUAAAUAUAUUAAUAAAUAAUUAAUUAAAUAAAUUAAACAGUGUGUGAUAAAAUGUUACGGUAUCAACAAACACUCAGAGAAGUCUGGUGAUUAAAAUAAAAACUGGCAAACAGAGACCAAGUGAAAAUAUUUUAAUUCAUCGGCGCUCAGAUUUGUGUCUACUUGACGUUCAUAUUAAAUCAUAACUGAUGAAAAUAAAAACAAAUAUGUUGCCAUCAUUUAAGGAGCUUAUUUUUUUUGAUGACCCAUUGAUUAUUAUUGCUAAUAAUUUUUUACAUCACUGAGGAAAUUGUUUAUUUAAUUAAAAUAAUAAAUAAUUUAUAAUUUAAUUUCGGGUUGAAUUAUUUGAAAACAUAAUUCACUGGUUUUAUUGACAAAUAGACUCUUUUCUUAGUGAUAAAAUGGGAAUAACCAAACAAAAAAAGUAACAAGUAAAUCCUCGAACAUGUAAGAAAUAAUAAAAAAUAUUAAAUCAGAGUACUUAUAUUUUUACUUGGAAUUAUCCGCACGUGAUUAGACAGUUGACGCACUUGUCAUGUUUAUAAAAAAGUAAAGUUAAUGUACUAUACGCGAGAGCUAAACUCAAUCCGUGAUUCUGAUUGGUGAUAACUGAGUCACUAAGGCGGAAGUACCUUCGCGUGAUUGUUGCUCAAUUUAAAAAGAACAUUCAACAUUGUUCUUUUAACAUAUAUUUGCUCACUAUCAUUACUUUGUUAUUCCUCUGUCCAUAAAUUACCGCGAUCAUCCCAAAACGACCCUCGAAUCCCCAGUAACCCAACCACUCGACGUUUAAUUUCUGCUUAAUCUUCCAAUCCGUCACUGUCAAUAUUUUUUUUUUUUUAAAUUCACAUUAAAUAUUUACUCCAGUAAAAUAAUAAUAAUUUAAAUUCAGUGCAUGUUAACGAGUCAAAAUAGCCGUCAGGUAUUAUAUAUAUAUAUAUACAUAUGUAUACAUAGAGCUGGAUGUUUUAUGCCGCCAGGUGCGGAAGUACAAAAUUACUCAAAUUAUUACCAUUCAAAAUUACAACACUGGCAGGUGUUUAAGAAACCUUUUGAUUAUUCUCAAAACAAUCUGUCUCGAUAAUUAAAUAACGACAUUUUAAAUGAAAAUCAACAAAAGCGAGCCCUCAGAGAAAAAAAAAGUACGUAAUAAUAAAUGACGGAAUGUAAAUUUAAAAAAAGUCCAAAUGAGUAAAACCCGUGGGCUCUUAGAAAAUUAUUUUUCUUUCAAAAUCAUCGGUCCUUUUACUUGGGCGAGCGCGAAGAGAGACUAAGCUCGUUAGGCGGCCCUUGUUUCCGUGGCCGAGGUUACAGUUAACGAUUAUACCUUUACUAUUAUUAUUAUUAUUAUUUAUUUUCACACAGCCCUCCAAGACCUUGUCCCUACUCAAUAGUCCGCUCGCACUCAGUUCUCUCAAAAACGACCUGGGAAUUUUAAAAAAAAAUCUAAAUUUUGAUUUUUAAUUUUUCUACACAAAAUUAAAACUUAAUUAUUUUCUCAUACACGAGCUCUGUAGUCUUAGUCACGGCAUAAAAAAUUAAAAGUCACUGUACUUAAUUGCACUUUUUUUUUAAAAUACGCGACUCCGCAAGCAAUAAUAUGUUACAUAUAUAAAUAAUUAUAAAGAUGAAAAGUGGACAGAAUUACUCGCGUAUAAAUUAAUAAUAAUAAUAAUAAUAAAUAUAAAAUGAGUCAAUUUGAGGUAAAUAAAAUAGACAAUGGUAAGUAAAAAUAAUAAAAUUGAUCUCGAUAAUAUGAAAUUUUAAAAAUCAAUGUAUCCAUGACACUAUCAGAUAACUUUAUCGUCGUAAUUAAUAAUUAAUCUAAUCAUUUAUUAUUUUUUAUAAAAUUCUACUUUAUUUUAAAUAUUUUUAUUUUGAAAAGUCGACGAUGAAGUCAGGGCGGGAAUUAUCGGACACUUGAACAAAUAUAUAUAACAAGUAUGAGAACAGGGUUACAGCUAAUUGUUACAUUAAUAUGUAAUCUUUGUACCAUCAAUGAUAUUUUGUUUUAACAUCAAAUGAAACUUGACAGUAACGCAGUUUAUUAAUAUGAAAAUUUAUGUUUAAGCAAAAAAAAUGAAAAUAGAAAUCGUUUUUCUAUAAUUUAUAAGUGUAUUUUGAGAAACUGAUCGUUCACUCGUUUUGUUCCUUAGCAAAUUGUCUUCAUAAAGUUCCGCAUACUGUUGAAAACAAUGAAUGCAAAUGAGUAAAUCAUUUAAUGAAAUAAAAAUAAAAUAUGUAAGAGGAUGAUGAGAUGGCGGCGAGUUUGCCAGCUGGCUAAAAAAAUAUCAGGUCAAUUUUCUAUAGUCAAUAAUCUUGAAAAAAAAAAAAAAAUCACUACAGUAAAAUAUUAAUAUCUUAAAAAAUAAAUGUUGGCCUGAUUUUAUAAAU